AUGGGAAAAAAGGCCAUCGACUCCCGUAUUCCGGCGCUUAUCCGGAAUGGUGUCCAGGAGAAGCAGAGAAGCUUCAUUAUAAUUGUGGGCGACAAGGCCCGUAAUCAGCUUCCUAACUUGCACUAUCUUAUGAUGAGUGCAGACUUGAAGAUGAACAAGUCCGUGCUUUGGGCUUACAAGAAGCAGCUUUUGGGCUUCACUUCGCACAGAAAGAAGAGAGAGAACAAGAUCAAAAAGGAGAUCAAGAGAGGUACCAGAGACAUCAACGACCAGGACCCCUUUGAGGCAUUCAUCUCCAACCAGAACAUCAGAUACGUCUAUUACAAGGAGACCGAGAAGAUCUUGGGUAACACAUACGGUAUGUGUAUUUUGCAAGAUUUCGAGGGUAUCACGCCCAACUUAUUGGCUCGUACUGUUGAGACGGUCGAGGGUGGUGGUCUAGUUGUGAUGCUCUUGAAGUCCAUGACCUCGCUUAAGCAGCUUUAUACCAUGACCAUGGACAUUCACUCAAGAUACAGAACCGAGGCUCACGAUGAUGUGGUGGCUCGUUUCAAUGAGCGUUUCCUUUUGUCCUUGGGAUCGUGUGAGACCUGUUUGGUCGUUGAUGAUGAAUUGAACGUCUUGCCUAUUUCUGGUGGUAAGCAUGUCAAACCUCUUCCUCCUGCUGACGAUGGUGAGCUUACGCCAAAGCAACAGGAGCUCAAUGGACUUAAAGAGUCUUUGGCUGAUGUUCAACCCGCUGGCUCUCUUGUGGCUCUUGCAAGAACGGUUAACCAGGCUCAAGCUAUCUUGACGUUUGUGGAUGUGAUUUCUGAGAAGUCAUUGAGAAACACCGUCACCUUGACUGCCGGCAGAGGUCGUGGUAAGUCUGCUGCUCUCGGUAUCUCCAUUGCGGCUGCUGUUUCUCACGGUUACUCCAACAUUUUCGUGACUUCCCCUUCUCCAGAGAACUUGAAGACCCUCUUUGAGUUCAUUUUCAAGGGUUUCGACGCCUUGGGAUACACUGAACAUAUGGAUUACGAUAUCAUCCAGCUGACGAACCCGUCCUUCAACAAGGCCAUUGUCAGAGUCGACAUCAAGAGAGAGCACCGUCAGACCAUCCAGUACAUUUCACCAAACGAUAACCACGUUUUGGGCCAGGCUGAGUUGGUGAUUAUUGAUGAAGCCGCUGCCAUUCCCUUGCCUGUGGUUAAGCGUCUUAUGGGCCCCUACCUUGUCUUUAUGUCCUCGACCAUCAAUGGUUACGAAGGUACCGGUCGUUCGUUAUCGCUCAAAUUGAUCCAGCAGUUGAGAGACCAAUCCAGAAACAACUCCUCCAAUGAAGAGACCACCAUAGUCUCUCGUGACAAGAAAGGCAUCGACAUUGACACAGCAUCUAUGGCCAGAACUCUCCGAGAGGUGGUCUUGGAUGAACCCAUUCGUUACGCUCCUGGCGAUCCAGUUGAAAAAUGGCUCAACAAGCUCUUAUGCUUGGAUGCUACUCUCACGAAAAAUGCCCGUUUUGCUACCAAGGGUACUCCACACCCCAACGAAUGUCAGUUGUUCUACGUGAACAGAGACACCUUAUUCUCGUACCACCCAGUGUCUGAAGCAUUUUUGCAGAAGAUGAUGGCUUUGUACGUUGCUUCCCACUACAAGAACUCUCCAAACGAUUUGCAGUUGAUGAGUGAUGCCCCUGCUCACCAGUUGUUUGUUCUUCUUCCUCCAAUCGAUGCUGGUGACAACAGAAUCCCAGACCCCUUGUGUGUGGUUCAGUUGGCACUUGAGGGUGAGAUUUCCAAGGAAUCCGUCAGAAAAUCAUUGUCUCGUGGCCAGCGUGCUGGUGGUGACUUGAUCCCAUGGCUUGUUUCUCAGCAAUUCCAGGAUGAGGAGUUUGCUUCCUUGAGUGGUGCCAGAGUCGUCCGUAUUGCUACUAACCCUGACUACGCUGGAAUGGGUUACGGUUCCAAGGCUUUGGAGUUGUUGCAGGACUACUUCGAAGGUAAGUUUACUGAUAUCAGUGAAUCCAAUGUUCUCAAUGACCACCAGCUCCAAAGAGUUUCUGAUGCUGAAUUGGAGGGUGCCUCCCUCAAAGACGAGAUUCGUCUUCGUGAUGCUAAGGCUCUUCCUCCUCUUUUGUUGAAGUUGACUGAAAAAGCUCCAUACUCUUUGGACUACUUGGGUGUCUCUUAUGGUAUGACCCCACAAUUGCAUAAGUUCUGGAAACGUUCUGGUUUCGUGCCAGUGUACUUGCGUCAAACUGCCAAUGAGUUGACCGGUGAACACACAAGUGUCAUGAUCAAGGUGUUGAAGGACAAGAACGAUGCCUGGCUCCACGAGUUCGCCAAGGACUUCCACAAGAGACUCUUGAAUUUACUUUCGUACGAGUUCAGAAAGUUUACUGCCGUUCAGGCUCUCAGCAUUAUUGAAUCUGCUGAGCUGGGAGAAGGUGCUACUGAAAAGGCCAAAUUCGGCAGAGAUGAGCUUGAUGCUAUACUUUCGCCAUUUGACUUGAAGAGAUUGGAUUCUUACGCCAACAACAUGUUGGACUACCACGUCAUUCUCGACAUGCUCCCAUUGAUUGCAUCGCUUUACUUCACCAAGCGUACUGGCGAUAAGGUCGGUUUAUCGUCUGUCCAAGCAGCCAUUUUGUUGGCUGUUGGAUUGCAGCACAAGAACUUGGACGAUGUUUCCAAGGAGUUGAACUUGCCACCAUCCCAAUCUAUGGCUAUGUUCUCCAAGAUCGUUCGUAAGUUCUCAACCUACUUCCGUGAACUUCUAAGCAAGGACAUUGAGAAGAGCAUGCCUGCUCUCGAGGACGAUGAACUUCGUGAGAUGAACGGUGAGGAAGCCGUUAGAUACGACGCAGAAGCAGUUGAGCAAGAGCUUAAUGAAGACUUGAAUGCUGCUGGUAAGGAAGCUGUUUCUGAAUUGAGAACGAAACAAAGACAGCUUAUCGACGCUCUUGACUUGAGGAAAUACGCCAUCAACGACGAUGUCAAGGAGUGGGACGACAAGGCUGCCGAAAAGGCCGUCAAGGGAGACGGUGUUGUCAGUGUCAAGAGUAAGAAGACCAAGAGAAAGGGAGACAGUGCAGACAAUAUCCUCGAGAGCGAGAUGAAGAGCAAGUCUAAGAAGAGCAAAAAGAGAAAGUGA
This is a messenger RNA of Candidozyma duobushaemuli, 3135 nucleotides long. Its product is annotated as ribosome biosynthesis protein. Gene Ontology annotation, biological process: rRNA acetylation involved in maturation of SSU-rRNA. Gene Ontology annotation, cellular component: 90S preribosome; nucleolus. The transcript has a single exon. Gene Ontology annotation, molecular function: ATP binding; tRNA binding; 18S rRNA cytidine N-acetyltransferase activity. Lineage: Eukaryota; Fungi; Ascomycota; Pichiomycetes; Serinales; Metschnikowiaceae. Bases 1 to 3135 code for a protein of 1044 amino acids. The record is from RefSeq and is a predicted model, not a curated record.